Molecule: messenger RNA, 1790 nt
Organism: Cornus florida
Lineage: Eukaryota; Viridiplantae; Streptophyta; Magnoliopsida; Cornales; Cornaceae
Product: cytochrome P450 71AP13-like
Exons: 2
Coding region: 96-1631 (511 amino acids)
Molecular function (GO): iron ion binding; heme binding; monooxygenase activity
Source: RefSeq, a predicted model, not a curated record
CCUAAAUCACAACCAUUUUAGACGAUAGAGAAUUCUAUUAAAGAGGGUGCAGAAAGUAACACUUUUAGGUAUAUAAUUGUAGUGUCUGUCACUCAAUGCUAGAAGGAACUCCAAUGGCUCUCCUUCAAUGGCUGAAGGAAGGCAAUCUUUCCUCGUUAAUUUUUGCGUCCCUUUUUCUAGUACUGAUAUCAAAAUUUCUCUGCAACUUCACGAGAAAAAAACUCAAUCUCCCACCAAGUCCUCCAAAGCUACCGAUCAUUGGCAACCUUCACCAGCUGGGAAAAAAUCCCCACAUAUCUCUAUACCACCUAGCUGAGAAACUUGGGCCCAUUAUGCACUUGCAACUUGGUGAGAUUCCAACAGUUGUGGUUUCCUCAGCUAGAACGGCGAAGGAAGUGUUGAAAACCCAUGAUCUUGCACUUGCAAGCCGUCCCGAGAUCUUUUCUGCCAAACACCUUUUCUAUAAUUGCACUGAUAUUGCCUUCUCCCCGUAUGGGGCUUACUGGAGGCAAAUACGGAAAAUUUCCAUACUUGAGCUACUAAGUACCAAGCGUGUCCAAUCUUACAGCUUUGUGAGAAAAGAAGAAGUUGCUCGCCUGGUUCAUCGUGUUGCAGAAUCAUAUCCUGGCACCACCAAUUUAUCCAAGAUGCUUGGACUGUACGCAAAUGAUGUCCUCUGUCGUAAAGCAUUUGGAAGGGAUUUUUCAGCAGGAGGGGAAUACGAUCGACUUGGGUUCCAAAAGAUGCUUGAAGAGUACCAGGAGUUGCUAGGAGGAUUCAGCAUUGGAGAUUUCUUCCCUUCCAUGGAAUUUAUGCACACCUUAACCGGCAUGAAGUCAAGACUCCAGAAAACCUUCAGACGCUUCGACCAGUUCUUUGAUGAGAUUAUCAAGGAACACCAAAAUCCAGGGGGUAAAAAAGAAGACAACAAGGAUCUCGUGGAUGUCUUACUAGAAAUACAGAGGAGUGAGGACAUCGAAAUGCCUCUCACUAUGGACAACAUUAAAGCAAUCAUCUUGGACAUGUUUGCAGCAGGAACUGACACAACCUUCAUAACCUUAGAUUGGGGAAUGACAGAGCUCAUCAUGAACCCCAAAGUCAUGGAAAGAGCACAAGCUGAAGUAAGAAGAGUAGUCGGAGAAAAAAUAUUUGUGUUAGAGAGUGACCUGCCUCAGCUGCACUACACAAAAGCUGUUGUCAAAGAGAUCUUCCGUUUACAUCCUCCCGCGCCAGUAUUACUCCCAAGAGAAUCCAUGGAAAAUAUAACCAUUGAUGGGUACAAUAUUCCUGCCAAAACAAGGUUUUUUGUCAACGCCUGGGCAGUAGGGAGAGACACAGAAUGUUGGGAAAAACCAGAAACAUUCGAACCGGAGAGAUUCAUGGGCAAAAAUAUUGAUUUCAAGGGGCAAGAUUUUGAGCUGAUACCUUUUGGAGCUGGCAGAAGAAGCUGCCCUGCUAUUACAUUCGGAAUGGCAAGUGUUGAUCUGGCACUGGCUCAACUUCUCCACAGCUUUGAUUGGGAGCUUCCUCCCGGUAUCCAAAGUAAAGAUUUGGAUAUGACAGAAAUCUUUGGUAUCACAAUGCACAGAAAAUCUCCUCUAAUGGUGGUAGCCAAACCAUGGUUUCCGUAAGAAUAAACUCUUCAACAAAUAAACCAAAUCAAAAUCAGAAGUUAUGUCACUUGAACUCGAGUACGAGUGCUAGUAUGUUCAGAGUAUCAGAUGUGUCAAAUAAUCAUAUUGUGUAAUAUUUUCUUUCAGUUUCUAAAGUAAAAUAACACUUUUAUGUAA